Mycena citricolor is the source of this 1478-nucleotide messenger RNA. NCBI's taxonomy places the organism in Eukaryota, Fungi, Basidiomycota, Agaricomycetes, Agaricales, Mycenaceae. The record is from the annotation of a GenBank genome assembly.
CGCUUGUCUUCCGUGACUUCGAAGGUCUCCAAUCGCUGCUAAACUGUCUGUGCAACAGACUGGUCAUGGUUAUGAGGCGGGUAACUUGGCAAGGGUUGUGGGCUCUACCGAACAACCACCAAUGUGGCCUGAAGAUGGCGCGCAUGGCCGCUCUUUCUGCAGGAGACGAGAGCCAGAAUUGAUAAUAGUACCAUUCGCUCCCGCAUGCCCCUAGGCCUUGACUCUUGUCGUACCCAGGAAAGUCUUGGUCUCCCUGCCAAACACCGACGAUUCGCUCUGGGAAAAGGAAGAACAAAGCAUUGAUCAACGUCUGGUCUUUUCCCACAAACAAUCCCAGCGACAGAUAGUGGUCGUGAUACGCGUAGUACGUGCGUUUCCACCACGAUAUGGCCUGCGCAGAACCUCCAAAGAAGGAUCCUGGUUUCCCCAUCAGCGAAGGUCCCUGAUCUUCCGUCCAUGACCGCAUGUCCGGAUGCGGCGCCCCCGUGAGCGGGAAAAAGAGUACAUCUUCUGCUGCCUCGCGUGUCAGACUUGCGCUCUCCGCCCAGAUCUCUUCCACUCUGCGGGGAUCUGGCCAGGAAGAGAAUCGGUGGUUUGACCGGAAACUGCCCGCGUCGUUCCAAAAUGCAUGCGAAUAUUGCUUGCCUGAGUGGCGCAGAGCUGUGUCCAAGAAAAACGGCUUGGCAUUCCAUACGGCAUACAGCUCGGGUGAAUGUCGAAAAGCCUCUCGAUCCAGGGCGUGCAUUUCUCGAUACCGAUCCCGCAGGCCCGCCAAUGGUGGGAUAUCGAAGGGGGAGGCGUACGUGGUGUCUAUGACAAUCGACAAGUUGCCCCGACACUUGCGGAUGAACGGCUCCAUCUCAGGGGCCGCAUAGAAGUAGACGUCGGUCGACACCCGCGACAAAAACUGGGUCAACCAGGCUUCGUAUUCGCGCAUGGUAUGCUUGGAUUUGGAUAAGGGGAAGAACGCAGAGACGAGGAGGAUAUUGGGCAGGCUCGCACUGCUGGCAUUCGAUGCAUUCUCGCCGUCCAGUAUCGCGACUUCGGAGACCAACGAUGGGACGCCCGUCGGCCACGAUGAGAGACAAACGAGGAGUAUGACGGAGAGGCCAAGCAAGAUGAAGAGUCUCCCAGUCGUAACAGGGAGUUGGGUGGGACGAGCGACCAUUGGUUUCGGGGCGUUUUCUGAUUGACAUUCAGCUUGAACGUUGCCUGGAGUCGAUGGGGAAAGCCUUACCCGUUUAAUUCUUCUGGCUUGUGGAUGGCAUGCAAUAAACACUCUGGAAAGGCGAGGCGGCACAUUUCAAUGGAGCUGCCGUGCUGCGCACACAGCCUCUCAAUUGGCUGAAACUGAACAUGCGAUCCUCGGAUGGGAGAGGGGGAGAGUCGUCAUUUACUCAGCUAGUUCACAUCAUAUGGAAUUACAUCAUUCGUUUGGACGCGCAGUGCGACCGCAUGAGCAUGUGAUCGUGUUUUUU